CUUGCAUUUAACAAAACAGUCUUUUGAUAACAAUGGUUGACAAUGGAAUAGAUGAUGAAAUUGUUGAAUCCCUCAACAAAGUUUUAGGGAUUGUGGUAAACGCGCGAAAAGCGGUCGGUGCCAUAGACAAAAUGGAUUUGCCCGUCGAGCUCAACAAUAGUCCGCUUUCCAUGCUCGAUUCGAUUGGAGAGAUGAUCCAUCAGUACACAACAAAGCUCUCAAUUGCUGCUAGACCGCCAAUCACCAAGGAUGCCUUGGAAAAGUACUCAAGUGAUAUGUCCAACAUGGUAUCGCCUUUAAUUGCGACCUUGCAAGUUUAUUCCAAAGAAAAAUACGGAAAGAUUGUUCAUGAGCGUUUAAAAAUACAUGUGGAGCGGAUUUUAUUGGGAAUAGAAUGCUUAUUACGGAGUGUUUCACCAAAACCUUUAGCGCAUGUUACAGAAGCUUGGAAAACACGAGGACGUUUAAUUACAACUGGAAUGCUGUGGGAAUCUUGCGAAAAGCUUCAGAAACUGGGAAGAGAAGGUGCCUUGGGCUAUGUACUCGAAGAAUGGGAAAAUAUUGUAUCGAUGUUGGAUGACGCCGUGAGUGACAUGGAAGCCUGGAAAGAAGGUGAGAGCUCUAAUUGGGACAGUUUUGGUAGCGAAUCAGAAGAAGAGGAAGAGAAGGAGGAGGAAAAAGGGAACGCAACCAUUGAAUCUCGGACUCAAGAACAGGCUGAAUUCGCAAAGCGAUUAUUACAGCAGUUAAAUGCUUGUAAAAUUUUAUUCCUUUCUAUCAAAAAGCAUAGAUUACCGAAAACGGCUUCUUAUUCCUACUUGGACGGUUUGUACGAAAACAUGAAGCGCACUUCGGAAGCAAUAGACGAAGUGGUCGGACAAGUUCAAGAAGACUCUGACAAUAUUGAAGAUGAAUUAGAUUUGUUUGCUUGCUCUGCUAAAGAACUUGCUCAGACUUGUAUUUCUGAAUUUGAUUCAGAUUCUUUUACACCAUGGUAUAUUAAAUGGUUGGAAAAUUGGGACCAGUCUUGGAAAUAGAGUGUAUUAUAUUUUAUAAAUAUUUUUUGGUUAUUUAAUUGAUUUAGUUACAAG
Messenger RNA from Schizosaccharomyces cryophilus OY26, 1091 nucleotides. RefSeq lists its product as uncharacterized. The transcript has 2 exons. Gene Ontology annotation, cellular component: nucleus. The record is from RefSeq and is a predicted model, not a curated record. NCBI's taxonomy places the organism in Eukaryota, Fungi, Ascomycota, Schizosaccharomycetes, Schizosaccharomycetales, Schizosaccharomycetaceae. Gene Ontology annotation, biological process: regulation of cell cycle. Bases 33 to 1037 code for a protein of 334 amino acids.